UUGGGCGGGGAAGAAUGAGUGACGGACGGGCCGGACGGUCCCCCUCCACUUCCGGCGUUUGAUACCGGCUUCUACUUAGACUUAAGGUAAUCGUUGCAGCGACUGGGUUAGGCGCCGAGCAGAGAGACUACGGAUCAGGCCGGCGGUAACCGGCAGGGCAGCCGCCCCCAGCUCCCGGCUGGGGGCCUUGGGAGGGACGGCUCUGAAUUGCGUGUCUCUCAACCAUGGAUCACGACGACCCGGCCGAGGCGUUGACUGCGGUGCGCGAGAGGCGGCCGAGUUUGCUGGAGCUAUUGCAAGUGGCGACAGGCUCCGGAUUGGUUGCCUACACCGUGUGGGCGCUGCUUCUGCAGCCGGGCUUCCGCCGCGUGCCUCUAAAGCUGCAGGUUCCCUACAUUGGUGCGAGUGCCCGGCAGGUUGAGCACGUGCUGUCGCUGUUACGAGGCCGCCCUGGAAAAAUGGUGGAUCUAGGCUCUGGUGAUGGCAGGAUCGUGCUGGCGGCCCACCAAUGUGGUCUCCGUCCAGCUGUGGGUUAUGAGCUGAACCCGUGGCUUGUGAGACUUGCACGGCUGCAUGCCUGGAGGGCUGGUUGUUCUGGGAGUGUCUGCUACCAUCGGAAGGAUCUCUGGAAGGUGAGCCUCAGAGACUGUCACAAUGUGUCUGUGUUCCUGGCCCCCAGUGUGCUCCCACUGUUGGAGGGUAAGCUGCAAAAAGAGCUACCUGCAGGGGCCCGUGUGGUAUCUGGACGUUUCCCCCUUCCCACCUGGCAGCCUGUAGCUGUGGUGGGUGAGGGCGUGGACAGAGUCUGGGCCUAUGAUGUCCAUGGUGCUGGGCCAGCUGUGUCUUCUUGUGGGGUGCCCAGCAAGGCCAUCCCAGAGUCCAGUUCUACCUCCCUCCCUAGGACUUCAGUUUGACAGGCUGGUUGACUGGAUACAAUAAAGACUGUGGGUUCAA
This is a messenger RNA of Arvicola amphibius (Eurasian water vole), 954 nucleotides long. RefSeq names its product adenine nucleotide translocase lysine methyltransferase (gene Antkmt). The coding region runs from base 225 to 914 and encodes 229 amino acids. The transcript is spliced from 5 exons. Gene Ontology annotation, molecular function: protein-lysine N-methyltransferase activity. The record is from RefSeq and is a predicted model, not a curated record. Gene Ontology annotation, cellular component: mitochondrion. Gene Ontology annotation, biological process: regulation of mitochondrial ATP synthesis coupled proton transport; peptidyl-lysine trimethylation; positive regulation of proton-transporting ATP synthase activity, rotational mechanism. NCBI's taxonomy places the organism in Eukaryota, Metazoa, Chordata, Mammalia, Rodentia, Cricetidae.